GAAUAAUCAACUGUGGAUGAUUUUGUAAACUCGUUUAAUAAUGAAUGAACCUGACAUUGCGGGUUUGAGUAUGAUCAAGUGAAUCAUUACGUUGCUGGAUAAAGUCACCAAUCGGCUAUUAUCAGGAAUGCACAGUACUGAAAAUGUUGCUGUGGAAUCAAUCAACGACCACACAAUCAAUGUACAACCAAAUCGGACUCUUCUUUCCGGCAGCGUGUCAGCAACAACCAUGGGACACACGACAGUUACACCUACCACACCGGCUACUACGAUCCAAUCAUCAGUCUCAUCCACUCCAAACCUGGUUGCUGCGACCGGUUUAGCCAAGGACUGUGCAGGAUGCGGGAAGCGUAUAACCGAGCGCUUUCUAUUGAAAGCACUAGAUAUCUUCUGGCACGAAGAUUGCCUCAAGUGUGGCUGCUGUGAUUGCCGCCUGGGAGAGGUCGGCUCAACGUUGUAUACUAAAGCGAAUCUAAUUCUAUGUAAGCGAGACUAUCUUAGACUAUUCGGCACGACUGGAUACUGUGCCGCUUGCAACAAGGUGAUACCGGCAUUCGAGAUGGUAAUGCGCGCCAAAAACAAUGUCUAUCAUCUGGAGUGCUUCGCAUGCCAACAGUGCAAUCAUAGAUUCUGUGUUGGCGAUCGUUUCUAUUUAUGUGAUAAUAAAAUCCUAUGCGAAUAUGACUACGAAGAGCGGUUGGUGUUUGCCAGUAUGGCCUGCAAUCCUUCUAGCUUGGCGCAUAUUCGGAGGCAAGUUAGUAAUUUACAGCCCGCUGGAGAAAAUCACCCAGCGAGUGCCGGACGUUUGCCACCAGCCAGUACUAAUCGAUCUCCAUACGUAGCAGAGAAGGUUGGAUUGUCCCAACAGCAGCAGCAGCACCACCAUCACCAACAGCAAACCUCUGCACCGGUAGCAACAACAUCAGCGGCCACGAUAGCUUCGACAUCAUGCGAAACACAUCCAUCAUGCACGCCAGCUACAUCGUCCCCUCAACAGCAGCAGCAGCAUCAGUCCGGAAGUAGCAACCUUCAUCUGCAACAUUCCACACAGCAACACCAGCAACAUCAUCAUCCAAGCAACCCGGGUCCACAUCGAGACGAUGGUUCUAGCGGUUACGGCAGUCCCGAUUCGGAAACCUUCGAAAUGCCAAACAACCAAUGACGUUUGAUGUCGUGAAUAACGAAAAUGUCCUGAUGAGUAGAAUAACAUCACAUACGAGACGAUAACGGCAACGGUACGGUUCUGGAUGUUUUUUCUUCUGCAAUCGAUUGUUUUACAUGGGUGGCCAAAACAGUAUACCUACUUAUACUUUAGUGAAAUUAGUCAAACUAAACCAGAGUCUCUAUGGAGUGGUGAAUAUUUUGUUGGCGAAACAUUAGCAUCAACAAAGACACAGAAGAAAAGAAAUCUUUUGAAGUUCAAAAUAAACGUACGGUUCACAUACUCCAAUUCGGUCACUCUAUGUUCAUAAUUUCCAUUCCAGCUGAAACGAAUUGGUUCCUAGUUUUCUGGACUACUAGCUAACAAAUAAAACAUGUAGAAUAAAAUAGAAUAAAGCUACCUGCCUUAUCGCCAAAUUCAAGAUACUAAAUCAUACACACAGUUUAAACGCAAGAAAUAAGCGCGUUAGGGCAGAUUAUAUUAAUCCGACAAAAUGUAUGAUCAAUAUCAAAAGUUUACCAUAGUCCAUACAUUUUCAAAGGCGUAAAUGGGUAGAAGGUUUUCUUCAUCCGUAUUAACCUCCCAAUAAACAUUAAUCUCGGUCUUCCACAGACUGUUCCGCCAUUCUUGAAACACGUGUGUUGCUUUCUUUUCUGUUCGUUGCCGUAGCAACAUUUCUAAACCGGGACAUAAUGAGAGAUGAAUGACAUACGGUAUAAAAGCGCUGUACAAAUGGUAAUGAACAAAAAAUUUCUUUCAAGCAAUUUCAUAAUCAGUAAUUGUCUUUUCGGUUACCUUAACUCGAACGCUAACCAUGUCACUAGCGUAUCAUAGUUACUGUUAAUUUCCUCCUUUGCUGGCUUGUUUUACCAUAUAGAAUCGAAUAGUCGGAACUACUUUUCGGCAUUUAAAUAUUUUUUGCUUUGCUUAAAGAAGGCAUAAACAAAAUAAGGUAUCCACUUCUCAAAUCGGUGCCCGACAGUAACGGAAAAGCUGUACCAACCAUACAAAGGUAGCUACAGUAUGGCUGUGGUUCGGCCAGAAUGUUACUUUGUGAAUUGUCAUAUGAUUGUGCUUUUGUUUUCUGCACGCCAAACAUAUCUCAACUUUCGCAUUUAUUUCGUGUAUAAAAGCUGUAAAAAAAUGUUACAUUAUUGCCUAGGUACGGUAGUAGUCUCAGCUAGAGAACUGUGCUACUAGCGGCAGCACAACGACAGUAUGGAUGUGUUUCAAGCUAAAAUAUUUGAUUGCUAUUUGUUCGAGAAUGCAAGCGAUUAGUACAUGGAACGACCGGGCGAUGUGUACAGUAUGUUUGCUUUCGACAUAACUUACAGCACACAGCGAAUCUAUAUUUAGAAGGUGGACAGAAAGCCAAUGCUUAGUAAAUAAAUUCAGUGAGACUAAAAGUGGUACGAACGGUUCCAACAUACCAUACCAAUAUGCGUAUGCAAGAUGUAUACUUAAAGAUACAUAUUUCUGAUCGUAGUCAUUACCACAAGAUGCUAAAAUGUACUUAGGGACGCUAAGCACUAUAGUAAAAGAAAAAUUCCUGACACAUACAGCUAUAGAAGAAGGGUAUACAUGGCUGAUAGGUAAGAAGGAUAAGUUUUUGGAAAUAAAUCGAAAAAAUGUACCACAUAAGAUAUAGUGCUCGGAUGUAAAAAAAAACAUAUACUUUGAACCUGAGACAUAAACUUAACAAUAAUUCGCACCCUUAUAGCAAACGAAAGCCCAUGUAAAUACAUCGUUUCGAAUUCACUGAUAAAUACGAACUAAACGUAACAAUAAAAUUGUCAUCUAUGAAUGAACCUGUUUGUUUGACGUGAGUAUUGUGAGAUUCAUGAUCAGCGGGCUCAAAUUUGCCUGCUCGUGAGAAAUAUAUUUAUCAUUCUAAAACAAACCUGCUUGAAUGGUCCCGUGCCACCAACGAACUUUGAGAAAACUACAACCGCAGUUAUUACAUGGGCAUACAUGUUUUGAAGAUGGAGGUUUUUCCAAUCGUUAUGACGGUACAAUAGAUAUAUAGAUACAAUAGAUAUAUUUAUAUAAAAAAUAAACAAGCUCCACCAAUUUUUUCAUACGAGUUCCCAUCUUUCUCGA
Anopheles moucheti is the source of this 3262-nucleotide messenger RNA. Its product is annotated as LIM/homeobox protein Lhx3-like. Gene Ontology annotation, biological process: positive regulation of transcription by RNA polymerase II. Gene Ontology annotation, molecular function: DNA-binding transcription factor binding; transcription coactivator activity. The record is from RefSeq and is a predicted model, not a curated record. Gene Ontology annotation, cellular component: nucleus. The transcript has 5 exons. The coding region runs from base 128 to 1162 and encodes 344 amino acids. NCBI's taxonomy places the organism in Eukaryota, Metazoa, Arthropoda, Insecta, Diptera, Culicidae.